AUGCUGCCCACUUGCCCUGAUGCUGAUCUCGAUCGAUUGGCGGCUACCAUUGCUUCUUCGACAACAACAGCACCUUCCAAACAAGAUCAAUAUGGGAUAAUACUGACGAUCAAGAACAUGAAGCGUUACCUUGCAACGGACGCCAGGAAGCUAAUUCGGUGGGCAUACAAUGUGUUGCAACAACGAACACCAACCAAAGACCAGCCUAGCAACAGCGUGUUGGCAGUGCGUAUGGUACGAGAUCCUAUCAAUGCCGCCCUUGUCGAGUUUCUAAUCCAGAGCAUAAGCUUUUGUGAAGCAAUCGAUGAUAGUGUCAUGGAUACCUUGUUUAAUCUGGCCAAAGACUCGGCAGGAACAUCGGCAACAUCCUUAUGGCUAGUAUGCUACGUGAGCGAGAAACUUCACACCUGCACACUGCAACACAUCCACAAAUACCUGAUCGUGCAAUUUGCCAAAGUCGGCAAUCCUCACAUUUCUGCAUCAAAUACCAUGGAUACAGCACAAACUCAAUUGACAACAUUUGCAGCGACGUUCUUUUCACAUAUGCUUGGAUCGCAUGCUGAAGCUGUACAACAAUCGCUGUUAGAUACAUUCGAGGCGUAUAUUACGUGGACAAAUGGCAUGGAUGAUUCGACGUUCUCUGGAUCAGAUAUGGAUGUGGAUCAAAUCGAUACGAGAGCUUACACUUUGGGCUAUAUGCUUGGACUGCCAAAGGUAUCAGCCGAUCUCACAAAUGCUUGUUGGGGAGCCAUUACGCGAAAGCUACUCAAUGAUGAUGUGUUGGGGAACAUCUUUGUGUAUGAGCGAGAGGAAAGCAAGUCAUUGGUACGAACGAUUGAAGGUGAUGUGCAGACCGUCUCAAAGAUAUUCCCAGGAUGGCUUUAUGGUGUUGCAUUUGAUCGAAAUGGGGUGGUCAUGAAGCACGCAUUGGACAUUGCUAUUAUUUUGGAUACCAUGGCACACAAUCCUCGUCUAGGCUUGGAACAUUUGAUGCCGUCUGGUCAAGCUUCGGUGAUCGAUUCUUUACGCCCUACCUUUGAACAGCUGAAUUUGGAGCCUGCAUCGAUUGAUAUCGUGGAUUGGGUUGUAUCGAUCCUCAACUCGGAAUCAGCACAACGACAAAAAGACGGCUUGAAAAUCCCAUUGUUUUUGCUUCAGCUGAUUAUACUCAAGAACAAUGAGCCAUCGAUCGCUAUUGAUACCCUUGUUCAACUUAUCACAAGCAUCGUGAGAACGCCUGAUGAUGAUGAUUCGGUCUCCAAUGGUUACGGCCGCUACAUCAUUUUGACCUUGGUGGAAGCAGCAACUGAAAAGUGGCCGGACAUUUUCCAAUCAACACUUGGCAGCAUUUUUUCAAAAGCCAUUGCCACUCAUAUUGCCAACAGCGCUGGUGCAGUGAAUGUCCAAAAGAUCCUUGCCAAUAUCACUUUGCUAUUUGAAGAUGGUGGCUCCCAAGAUGAGGAGAAAUCGAAUACGCGACCUGGAUUUAGUGCAUUUCAGCUUUAUAUUAUGCAGCAUUGGCGACAAGUCCUACUGCUCUUUGUGAAUCACCCCUCCAUGGAAUGCCGGGCUCUUGGAUACCGCAUGCUUACCGUUUCCAAGCUAUGGGAAUAUGACAUGGUGGAAGGAGCAUCUGACUAUAUCGAUCCAAAUGUUUUGGCAAGACUUCUCGCCGAUGCAUGGUUCAGACACAUGAAAAACCGUUAUCUCUAUUUUGAAAAGGAGACCGAGGCAUGCGUAUUGGAUGAAUUUGAAAAUUUGAUUGUCCACUGCUGUCAGAACACAAAGCUCGCAAAGGCGAUUCAUACGUCGUUUCUGGAUGCCAUUUUGGGAGGUGCAUUGGAGAUUUUUCCACCCGUUGAUUUGAAAGCAUUGCAAGAGGAAAAGAAGAAUUUGCUGGAAAAGAUGGAGGCAGCAGAUUUCAAUCCUAGCAACGACACGCAAAACGUUGUUAGUUCAUUGAGCGUAGUUCAAGGUCCCACACCAUCCAAUCAAUCAAGACCACCACAAUUCCUUGUUACGCCAAAGUUUCUAAAGAAUGAGCUCGAGAUCCAAGACCUAACUUAUAUUGACAAUGUGGAGCGAACGGCACGGUUGUUCUAUGGAUUCAAGGAUACCAAUUCCUCAGAAGAGCAAGUACGAUCGAUCAUCCUUCAUGUCCUUUCACACAUGUCAUCCAAAUGGCCCUCGUCAACUGCGACUUGGCAAGCGUAUGAUGAUGCUUUACCUCGCAAUAUCCCGAGUCCCAGAGACAUCGCAAUUGGGAAUGCUUUCAAGGAUUAUCCAGUAUUAUUUUUGAUCUUGGACAAGUGCUCAAGGGUGGUUCAAUAUCCAGUGGAUGAUACGUUACGGAGCAUUUUGGUCUAUUUCAUUGCGUUUUGGCACAUGUCUCAAGUGGCACAAGCACCCACGGCAUUGAAGUUUGCAACACAACUCGAAGAAACCAUCCGACUGAUCAUGUUACUCAAAGAGGUUCUGCCCAAGUCAUUGAUGGACAUAUACCAUAUUCUCCCAUUCAUGUCGGCACAAGACGUUGGGAGUGUUCUUUAUCAAGUGGUUUGGCCCUAUGUGAGAUUAGAACAUCCACCAUCGGAAAUUCCAGGGUUAGCAGCAGCGACAACAACAACACAAGGAGAGAAUGCAAAACCACCAAAGCAGGAGAUGGAAACCAAAUGUUUAGACAACAUGGUAUCAUUAUAUAAGAAUCGUUUGACAGUAUUACAAUCUGCACCUUCAUGGCAACAAGCUCUAGAAAAAGAAGCUAUGCGGAUAGCUGGCAUUCUUUUUCUCUUCACACUCCAUACAAUGUUUGGUGUUAUUCGAGCGAUACCACGAGGCGCUAGCCGUCUUCCACUUACUGCCAAGAAGGGUCACAACUACUACAAGGGUACUGGCACUGGUGCCAUGGGUCGACACACCAAGCGAGGUGGUUACAAGGUCGAUUGGAAUCGAGUACGCACCUACGUUGUUCCUGAUCUUGAAGGAUUCACUCUUGGCCCCUAUGUUUCCCGAAAGACCACUCCACCAAAGAAUCCUCAAUAA
Molecule: messenger RNA, 3042 nt
Organism: Lichtheimia ornata
Lineage: Eukaryota; Fungi; Mucoromycota; Mucoromycetes; Mucorales; Lichtheimiaceae
Exons: 19
Coding region: 1-3042 (1013 amino acids)
Biological process (GO): translation
Cellular component (GO): mitochondrial large ribosomal subunit
Molecular function (GO): structural constituent of ribosome
Source: RefSeq, a predicted model, not a curated record